AUGCUGGACAAAUCCACCCAAGCCAUCCGCAAAGAAUUGCGCGCCCUGCACGACGUCAUCAUGGCUCCGUACCGCGAGCAGAGACGAGAUAAAGCCCGUGCCGCGGCGAAUAUCGGCGUGAAAAAGCGCCGGCUCGCGAUUGCUGCCAAGGAUGAUUUGCGGAGUGCGCGCGAGGCUCCUAGAGUGGCGGAUGCCGUUAAAGUCGAAGAGGAGUGGGAGGAAGAAGAUUGUCGAGAGAGGCUGAGCUAUAAGCGCCGAGGACUGCGAUCGGGGUGGGCUCAGAUGCGUCGCUAA
Molecule: messenger RNA, 294 nt
Organism: Ophidiomyces ophidiicola
Lineage: Eukaryota; Fungi; Ascomycota; Eurotiomycetes; Onygenales; Onygenaceae
Exons: 1
Coding region: 1-294 (97 amino acids)
Source: RefSeq, a predicted model, not a curated record